Marmota monax (woodchuck) is the source of this 5075-nucleotide messenger RNA. RefSeq names its product neuronal growth regulator 1 (gene Negr1). The transcript has 8 exons. The record is from RefSeq and is a predicted model, not a curated record. The coding region runs from base 211 to 1380 and encodes 389 amino acids. Lineage: Eukaryota; Metazoa; Chordata; Mammalia; Rodentia; Sciuridae.
AGGAGGAGGAGGAGAGACAGAAAAAAGAAACAACACCCGACAACUAGGAGGGGGGGAAAAGAAAGAAAGAAAAGAAACCCACCCACCCACUCAAAAAAAAAAAAAAAAAAAUCUGUGGCGCGCCGCCUGUUUCCCGGGAAGACUCGCCAGCACCAGGGGGUGGGGGAGUGCGAGCUGAAAGCUGCUGGAGAGUGAGCAGCCCUAGCAGGGAUGGACAUGAUGCUGUUGGUGCAGGGUGCUUGUUGCUCGAACCAGUGGCUGGCGGCGGUGCUCCUCAGCCUGUGCUGCCUGCUACCCUCCUGCCUCCCCGCUGGACAGAGUGUGGACUUCCCCUGGGCCACCGUGGACAACAUGAUGGUCAGAAAAGGGGACACGGCGGUGCUUAGGUGUUAUUUGGAAGAUGGAGCUUCAAAGGGUGCCUGGCUGAACCGGUCAAGUAUUAUUUUUGCUGGAGGUGAUAAGUGGUCAGUGGAUCCUCGAGUUUCCAUUUCAACAUUGAAUAAAAGAGAUUACAGCCUCCAGAUACAGAAUGUGGAUGUGACAGAUGAUGGCCCAUACACAUGUUCUGUUCAGACUCAACAUACACCGAGAACAAUGCAGGUGCAUCUAACUGUGCAAGUUCCUCCGAAGAUAUAUGAUAUCUCAAGUGAUAUGACCAUCAAUGAAGGAACCAAUGUCACCCUCACUUGCUUGGCCACUGGGAAGCCAGAGCCCUCCAUUUCUUGGCGGCACAUCUCCCCAUCAGGCAUUACACUUGAGCUAAGGACACAGAAACAAAGAAAAGAAGAUGUCACUACACUGUUGGACAAUGUCAAAAUCUAUGACCAGAAGAGGACUUCCAUCUCACAAUCAAAAUCAUUUGAAAAUGGACAAUAUUUGGACAUUUAUGGAAUUACAAGGGACCAGGCUGGGGAAUAUGAAUGCAGUGCAGAAAAUGAUGUGUCGUUCUCAGAUGUGAAAAAAGUAAAAGUUGUCGUAAACUUUGCUCCUACAAUUCAGGAAAUUAAAUCGGGCACUGUGAUCCCCGGACGCAGCGGAUUGAUAAGGUGCGAAGGUGCAGGUGUGCCGCCUCCGGCCUUUGAGUGGUACAAAGGAGAGAAGAAGCUCUUCAAUGGCCAACAAGGAAUUAUUAUUCAAAAUUUUAGCACAAGAUCCAUUCUCACUGUUACCAACGUGACACAGGAGCACUUCGGCAACUAUACUUGUGUGGCUGCCAACAAGCUCGGCACAACCAAUGCAAGCCUGCCUCUUAACCCUCCAAGUACAGCCCAGUAUGGAAUUACCGGGAGCGCUGACGUUCUUUUCUCCUGCUGGUACCUUGUGUUGACACUGUCCUCUUUCACCAGCAUAUUCUACCUGAAGAAUGCCAUUCUACAAUAAAUUUAAAGACCCAUAAAAGGCUUUUAAGGAUUCUCUGAAAGUGCUGAUGGCUGGAUCCAAUCUGGUACAGUUUGUUAAAAGCAGCGUGGGAUAUAAUCAGCAGUGCUUACAUGGGGAUGAUCGCCUUCUGUAGAAUUGCUCAUUAUGUAAAUACUUUAAUUCUACUCUUUUUUGAUUAGCUACAUUACCUUGUGAAGCAGUACACAUUGUCCUUUUUUUAAGAUGUGAAAGCUCUGAAAUUACUUUUAGAGGAUAUUAAUUGUGAUUUCAUGUUUGUAAUCUACAACUUUUCAAAAGCAUUCAGUCAUGGUCUGCUAGGUUGCAGGCUGUAGUUUACAAAAACGAAUAUUGCAGUGAACAUGUGAUUCUUUAAGGCUGCAAUACAAGUAUUCAGUUCCCUGUUUCAAUAAGAGUCAAUCUACAUUUACAAAGACACAUUUUUUUCCUUUUUUGAUAAAAAAGCAAAUAAUAUUGCCUUCAGAUCAUUUCUUCAAAAUAUAACACAUAUCUAGAUUUUUCUGCUCGCAUGAUAUUCAGGUUUCAGGAAUGAGCCUUGUAAUAUAACUGGCUGUGCAGCUCUGCUUCUCUUUCCUGUAAGUUCAGCAUGGGUGUGCCUUCAUGAAAUAUUUUUCUCUUUGUCUCCAACUAAUAUAAAACAUUUUGCUAAAUCCUACAAUUUGUAAGGAAAAAAAUAAACCACAAUGAUAAAGUUAAACUAUAUCCUAUCUCUAAAGAACAAAGGAGCUAUUGGAUUGUAUUCCUUCAUUAUCAGUGGGGUUUGAGAGUGUUGCCCCACAAUAACUCCGUUCUUGGGAUGAAAAACAAGUUAAUCACAUAGAAGAGUAAAUGUACCGUACGAUUUCUUUCGUUGAAGUUAAAUGUUAGAUCUACUGUGGGAAAUAAUUCCCUUUAAAAUGACAGCACAGUCCACUCAAGGGAUUGCUGAGCAAGACAGUAUCUUUUUUUCUUUCACUAUUUCAAGCUUAAAUUUUUAAGAUGGUUUGUCAGAGAGGACACAAAGUCCUAUCACCUAAUAUCACAUGAGUUGGUAAGCACUCAAAACUAAUUUGGUUUUGUGAUAGAUAAGUUAUUAUGACAGAAACAGUGCUCCUGCAGACAGGAGCAUUUUGCAUAUUUUCUAUCUAAAAACAUCACUCAGUUGAUAAUCUGGAAUGCAUGUUACAUUGAAAAAGUUCCAAAAUAUUUUAUAUCAAAUAUUCUAUAUUAGUAUACAGAAGAUCAAUCCCUGAAGUAAAUAACUCUUUAAUAAAAUCUUUCUUUAUAACCAUUUCAGUUCAAACAAGUGAAGCCAAAAAAUUACCAUGCUUUAUUUCUUCUUACAUGAUAUAUGUAAGAUGUGAUCAAAUGAAGACAGACACCAGUGAUGAGAAUAUCUUAAGAUGUAUUAAUUAUUCAAUUACUGUGAGUAUUCAUUUUUUUUCUACUUAAAGAAUGAAAACUACAUUUUUGAAGGAAAAUUCUGUGAGUCUAACUAUUAUAUUACAGGAAUAGGCUGAUGGUUUACUCUUUACCAAAGAAAGACCAUAGCCUUGAAAGCCAUGUUACAGGUCUGAUGAAGUUGCCAAUUUCAGCACACCUACAUUUCUACGGAUAGUCAUCUUUUACAAUCAUACCAACAACCCACAUCCAACUACUAAGAUUAGAUAUAAGAAAUUUUACAGAGGUCACACAUAUUUAAGAUAGCUAAUAUUUUGCCCUAGAAGUGAUGACUUGAAAAUUGUGAUUUUUUUUCCAAAUAAAAUUUAAAGACAAAGUAUGCCAUAAAUCUAUUUUAAUUAGAAAGAUGACUCAUAAAUUAGGAGGCAUAAAUAUAGUCUUCCCACAAAAUGGCAAUAAUAUGGCAUAAUGCUCUGAAAUUUACUAGCUGUAAUAAAUCUAUGAUGUUUUGACUGAUAUAUUAAAAUUGGCUUUAAAAUAUAGCAUUUAAAUGUAUUAUAUAUUUGUUUUUAAAAAUAUUCUUUGUGAAAUUGGCGAGUAAACUAAAAAUACUUUUUUUUUGUAUUGCAGCUUUAAAGUGGCACACUCCAUAAUAAUCUACUUACUAGAAAUAGUGGUGCUACCACAAAAGUGUUAACCAUCUGUACAUUGUUUGGGAGAAAGAAACAGAUCAAGAAUGCAUAUUAUACAGUGACCGUUUUCCUAGAGUUAAAAAUACCUCCUCUUUGUAAGGUUUGUAGGGUUAAUGUGAGGUAAAUUGAGGUAUAAACUAUGGAUGAACCAAAUAAUUAGUUCAAAGUGUUGUCAUGAUUCCGAAUUUGUGGAGUCUGGUGUUUUUCCCAUAGAAUGUGACAGAAGUACAGUCAUAGCUCAGUAGCUAUAUGUAUUUGCCUUUAUGUUAGAAGAGACUUUCUUGAGUGACAUUUUUAAAUAGAGGAGGUAUUCACUAUGUUUUUCUGUAUCACAGCAGCAUUCCCAGUCCUUAGCCCCUGGACAGAGUGAAAUCAUGAGUAUUUAUGAGUUCAAUAUUGUUCAAAUAAGGCUACAGUAUUUGCUUUUUUGUGUGAAUGUAUUGCAUAUAAUGUUCAAGUAGAUGAUUUUACAUUUAUGGACAUAUGAAAUGUCUUGAUUAUUCCAUUUUAUCAGUCCUGACUGUACAAGAUUGUUGCAAUUUCAGAAAAGCAGUUUUAUAAAAUUGAUUUAUCUUUCAAUCUAAAAUAAUUUCUUAAGCUAUUCCUUUCAGCAUUGUGUUUUCCACAGGUUUCAUUUGUGGGAUUCCUUUUGUUGCCCCAAAAUUUUUGUCCAAGAAAGAAGAAAAGAAAAUAAAGAGCAGUUGAGAAAAAAAGAUAAAGACAGAAAAGGAGGUGAAGACAAAGGAAAUAGAAGAAAGGAAGAACAGAAAGAGGGAAAAAGAGGAAAGGAUGAAAGAUAGGAGAAAGGACGAAUGAGAGGGAGGCAAGAAGCAGAACAUUAGGGUAGUUAGCUUUUUCAUUUGCAUUCUCGGUUUAAAUGCAAGUGGUGUAAUGUGUUUUACAAUUAUCUCAUUCAACACGUAAGUCCUGUUACACCAUUAAGUUUCUAUUAUGCAGCAAUUAUAUAAUGAAAAGUACUGCCCAAGUUAUAGCAUUGUGUGAUUUUUUUGAGACACUAAGAUUUGAGAGAGAGAAUUUCAAACAUAAAGUCACUUUUGGGGGAUUUAUAACUUCACUGAAAAUUAAUGCUUCAUCAUAACAUUUAAGCUAUAUCUAGAAAGUAGACUGGAGAACUAAGAAUAUUACCCAGAUAAUUCAGAACAAAAAUAUAUAGAUAUAUAUAUAUAUAUAAAUACCCCUAUGUGUGAAGUCAGAAAACUCUGAAAAGCUGAAUUAUCAAAGCCAAUCAUCUAUAUUGAUCAAAUUACUGAUAAAUUGUUAAUUUAUCCAUUGUAUUUAGCUUUGUGACACAGCCAAAAGUUACCUAUUUAAUCUUUUCAAUAAAAGUUGUUUUUUGAAAUCCAGAAAUGAUUUAAAAAGAGGUCAGGUUUUUAACUAUUUAUUGAAGUAUGUGGAUGUACAGUAUUUCAAUAGAUAUGAAUAUGAAUAAAUGGUAUGCCUUAAGAUUCUUUGAAUAUGUAUUUACUUUAAAGACUGGAAAAAAAUCUCUUCCUGUCUUUUAGUAAAACAUCCAUAUUUCAUAAUCUGAUGUAAAAUGUUGUACUGUUUCCAAUAGGUGAAUAUAAAGUCAGUUUAUCAAUUAAA